AUGGUCAUUGCCGGUGUCGGAGUGGAUCACGAGGCAUUUGUGAAAUCGGUCGAGAAAGCUUUCAGCCCAUGCAAACCGAACGUUUGUCGCGAGCCAGCCGCACUCAGUGUCCCCGAGCCAGAUAAUUCGAUUGCACAAUACACCGGCGGAUACUUGAAGGUUGAACGUGAUCUGGAACGUUAUCAUGCCCCGAUGCCCGAAUUCGCUCAUGCGGUAAUCGGACUGGAGUCGUGCGGUUAUCAAGAUCCACAGUUUGUCGCAGCUUGUCUAUUACACUCACUCCUCGGUGGUGGAGGUUCGUUCUCUGCUGGUGGUCCGGGUAAAGGAAUGUACAGUCGACUGUAUGUGAAUGUGCUCAACCAGUAA
Molecule: messenger RNA, 366 nt
Organism: Echinostoma caproni
Lineage: Eukaryota; Metazoa; Platyhelminthes; Trematoda; Plagiorchiida; Echinostomatidae
Source: the annotation of a GenBank genome assembly